CUCAGGCCUAGUUCUCACUAAGGUGGUAAACCUGUCUCUGGGCUGUAUCGCUUCAUACCAGACAUAGAAAACUAGAUAUCGGGGAGAAGGUUUCUAGACUAGUAUUUUCCCUGACAUAUUAAUUGUGUAUAUAAAUGGGGAUUCUUUUGUGUGUGGAGGAACUUUAAGUUAUGUGAAUAUUGGAGGAGAGCUGGUCUUGUGGCAGCAAGUAUGAAUUGUCCCCUUUGCUAAGCAGAGUCCACCCUGAUUUGGAUGAAAGACGACUACAUGUGUGAGCACUGUGAGAUAUUUCCCUUAGGGGAUGGGGCCACUCUGGAAAGAUCCCCUGUAUGCUUGCAUGCAGACGGUUCCAAGUUCCCUCCCUGGCAUCUCCAGAUAGGGCUGAGAGACACUCUUGCCUUCAGUCUUGGAGAAGCUUCUGCCAGUCUGUGUAGACAGUACUGAGCUAGAUAGACCAAUGGUCUAACUCGGUAUAUGGCAGCUUCCUAUGUGAAUCCCUAUCAGAGCAACAGCUCUGCUCUGCUCUGAUUUUUUACCUUAGUGAGUACUAGACCUUAGACUCAACAAAAUUGUCAAACUCAGACUGAAAUAAGACUGCCCAGUUAGUGAUAGGAGCAGCUACAAGGUCACUUAGCAGCUAACUGAGCGUGAGAACUUGAUGAGGGGACAGCGUGAAGAGGAAGAGAGGCUGCUUCAGGCCAUCCCCUUGUUCUGCUUUCCAGAUGGCAAUGAAUGGGCACCACUCACAGAGUAUACCAGUGAAACAUUUUCUUUUGUCCUCACCAAUGUUGAUGGAAGUAGAAAGAUUGGCUACUGCAGGCGACUUUUGCCAUCUGGACGAGGUGCUCGUCUUCCGGAGGUUUACUGCAUCAUCAGCUGCCUGGGUUGCUUUGGCCUUUUCUCAAAGAUUUUGGAUGAGGUAGAGAAAAGGCGACAGAUUUCUGCAGCAGUCAUCUAUCCCUUUAUGCAGGGUCUGCGUGAAUCCCCCUUUCCAGCACCAGGAAAAACUGUCACGAUUAAAAGCUUCAUCCCUGACUCAGGAACCGAGCUUCUUGAGCUAACACGGCCACUGGAUUCUCGCCUGGAACAUGUGGAAUUUCAGGCCCUCUUACAGUGUCUCAGUCCGGAGCAGAUUCUCAUGAUAUUUGCCUCAGCAGCUCUAGAACGACGAAUAGUUUUCCUGGCUGAGGAACUCAGUUCCCUCUCCAAGUGCAUCCAUGCAGCUGCAGCACUUCUUUAUCCUUUUACCUGGGCACAUACAUACAUCCCAGUAGUUCCAGAGCAGCUCCUCAGCACUGUCUGUUGCCCCACGCCCUUCAUGGUUGGGAUCCAAAAGCGCUACCUGGAAGAGGUUCUGGAUCAACCCAUGGAAGAGGUUCUACUUGUUGAUCUGUGUGAAGGGAAGUUCCUGAAAUUGGUUGGUGAUGAAGAAGAGAUCUUGCCUGCCAAGCUACAGAGUGAGAUGCUGUCCUCUCUGCCCACAUUAAACAACAACAUACAGUCAUCUGAGGAACUCAAUGCACGUGUUUCAGACACCUUUGUGCAGUUCUUCGUCAAAAUAGCUGGCCAUUACCCAUCACACAUCAAAUGGAACAAAAAUGGUCAGGGCUGCUUCCAGGAGCGAUCUUUCUGCAAAGCCCUCACCUCCAAGACAAACCGCAAGUUUGUGAAAAGAUUUGUGAAGACUCAGAUGUUCUCAUUAUUUAUUCAGGAAGCAGAAAAGAGCAGAAAAUGUGCUGAAGGGUAUUUUCAGCAGAAAUUAAAUGAAUACCAAGAACAAAAGAAGCACAGAAGACUCUCCUGAACCUAUGUUCUAGAAGAGAGGAGUGCUCACCAGCAGAUAGGCAGGUCUGUGCCCAGACUAAUCUGCUGUUUGGACCAAGGCAACCACUCUUUAGAAGGAAGAACGUUCAUGGCUCUCACAGCAAUAUCUCACCUUCAUUUGUAAAUAUUGAGAUGCCAGGGUGGCUUCGGACUCUAGUUCCUACCCUUCCUCCUCCUCUUGCAUGACUGGCACUACGGACUGCUCUUUGAUAUAGUUAAAAGUUUGGUUGUGAUGUCUAGCCCAACUGACAGUAGGACAAAGCUACGGGUCUUAAUAAAAUGACAGUGAAAAGCUGUAAUGAGCCAAAUCAUCAUCUUGGUCUAGAAACACAGUGAAAUCAGGGAAAUGUGAGGUAAUACAUGACAAUGAAGAAUGUAGAGCAAUUAGUAAGACAAAUGAUAUUCUCUCAUUAAAAUGAUUUCCAGUCCAAAGUCUUCAUAUCAAAUAUUUGUUUCUGAUGGGAUCCCAUUGUUGGGAUGAUGGUGAUGAUGCACUUGUUUCUGUUGUAUAAAGAUUUUUAUCUCCAA
Messenger RNA from Hemicordylus capensis (graceful crag lizard), 2352 nucleotides. It is a transcript of the gene DENND2D, whose product is annotated as DENN domain containing 2D. The coding region runs from base 659 to 1804 and encodes 381 amino acids. The record is from RefSeq and is a predicted model, not a curated record. Gene Ontology annotation, cellular component: cytosol; nucleoplasm. The transcript is spliced from 11 exons. NCBI's taxonomy places the organism in Eukaryota, Metazoa, Chordata, Lepidosauria, Squamata, Cordylidae.